Molecule: messenger RNA, 3607 nt
Organism: Theobroma umbraticum
Lineage: Eukaryota; Viridiplantae; Streptophyta; Magnoliopsida; Malvales; Malvaceae
Molecular function (GO): protein binding
Source: RefSeq, a predicted model, not a curated record
UCACUCCUCUCGAGAUUUUCCGCCUUUUUUUUUCCCACCCUUUUUUACUAAGCUACUUUCCAUUUAUUUUUGUGUUUUUAAAGCACACUUUGUUCUCUCCAUAGAAAGAGAAGGAGAGAAGGAACUGGAAUUCCCCACGGGAAGGUGUCAAGGUGAUGAUGAGAUAUGAAUAAGCGUUAUCUUGGGCUAGAAGGACUUUUCAUCAAAAACCCCAGGGAAGUUACAACGUUGCCUAGGGUUUUUGUGAGAAGAAAAUUUAGGUGGGAGGGUGAGUUUUCAUGGGUUGAACUGGUGAGUUAAUGAUGGGGAGUUUAAGUGAAGAGGAAGAUCAAUUCUUUGACACCCGUGAAGACAUCACCUCUGUAUCUGAUUCAGGAUCCGAUUGUCCCGAGAAUUCUGAUUCUGAGUGUCCUGCAUCUGUUAAUUCAAUGCCCCCUAACUUUGGAUUUGAAAUUUGGAUUAAGAACCUCAGCAGCAUUCGUGAACGACGUGAUAAAUUUCUAAAAUGGAUGGGUUUAAGUGUAGAUCAGGCUGUCAGGGAAGGUCCCUCUAACAUGUGUUGUGAUGAAAUUGAAGUGGAGACUGAUAGAAUUAUGGAGAAGAGUGGCGCAGUCUUAGGAUCGUCAAGUUUUGAUGAUGGUUUUUCAUCAAGUCAGUCUUCCAUGUCUUGUUGGUCAAGUGAUGCCAGGGAGUUGUCAGAUGGGGCAUUGGAUGAUAAUUUCAAGUGUAGGAUUAAGAAUUUGGAUGAUGGAACAGAGUACAUUGUGGAUGAACUUAGUCAGGAUGGCAUGUUCAGGAGACUGCAGGAAGUAGGUUCUAAUCAUUUGCUUACCAUUGAUGAGUUUGAAAGGAGGCUUGGCUUAUCCCCUCUAGUUCAACAAGCAAUGCGUCGAGAAUUCAAGGAGGUUUCCAUUUUAGGGCCAGAAAGAAAGCAGGGAAAAAGGGGAUGGCUUAGGCGAUUAGGUGCUGUUGCUUGCAUUGUUGAUAGGCAGGUUGAAGCUUCUCGAAUGAUAUCCAGUGAUUGUUAUCCAAAUUUAGAGGCUAGGAUUCAAAUGGUUCGAGUUAGAUCUUACAAGAAACGGUUGAAGGAGUUCUCUGCUCUAUAUAUGGGGCAAGAUAUACAAGCCCAUGAGGGUUCAAUCUUAACAAUGAAAUUUAGCCCAGAUGGUCAGUAUCUUGCAAGUGCAGGGGAAGAUGGUAUUGUGCGUGUGUGGCAAGUUGUGGAGUCUGAAAGAUCAAGGAAUUCUGACAUUCAUGAUGUCAAUCCUUCAUAUGUCUACUUCACAGAAAAUAACUUUUCUGAAUUAGUUCCUCUUCAUGCGGACAAAGAGAAAAAAGGUAAAUUGAAGAGUGUGAAGAAAAAUUUGGACUCAGCUUGUGUCAUUUUCCCUCGUAAAGUUUUUCAAAUUUCAGAGAAACCUAUCCAUGAGUUCCAUGGGCAUUGUGGUGAGGUCCUGGAUCUCUCAUGGUCAAGGAAUAAGCAUGUUCUAUCGUCCUCUGUUGAUAAGACAGUUCGCUUGUGGCAAGUCGGAUGUGACCAAUGCAAAAAAGUAUUUUCCCACAAUAAUUAUGUGACAUGCGUUCAGUUUAAUCCUGUGGAUGAUGAUUACUUCGUAACUGGUUCCAUAGAUGGGAAAGUGCGCAUCUGGGCAAUUCCUGGUUCCCACGUUGUUGAUUGGACUGACGUGACAGAUAUUGUCACAGCUGUGUGUUAUCGUCCUGAUGGAAAGGGUGCAGUUAUUGGUUCAAUGACUGGCAAUUGCUGCUUUUAUGAUGCUUCAGAUAACCAUCUGCAACUUAAUGCUGAAAUAGGUUUACAGAGUAAGAAGAAGUCACCAUGCAGGAGGAUAACUGGAUUUCAGUUUUCACCUGGGGACCCAGAUAAAUUGAUGGUCACAUCUGCUGAUUCUCAAGUCCGAAUCCUCCAUGGUGUUGAUGUGGUAUGCAAAUUUCGAGGCCUGCGUAAUGCAGGGAGCCAGAUAUCUGCAUCAUUCACCUCGGAUGGGAUGCGCAUUGUUUCUGCAAGUGAGGAUUCUUAUGUCUAUGUGUGGAACUACAUUAGCCAGGACAGCUCAGUACCCCAAGCAAAGAACAACUGGUCUUGUGAACGAUUUUUCUCGAACAAUGCAUCAGUUGCAAUACCUUGGUGUGGGAUGACAUCUAGAAACUCUGUUUUCUCCAAUUUAUCAGGAACGUCACCAUCACCUAGAGUUUUUUCUAGCUCAUGGAGGUGCAAUGAAUAUACUGGGGCAUUGCAAUCUGAGUUGGGUGAGAGUUCUCAACACAAAUUGCCAUUCUCAUCUUCUGAACGUUUUUCACUGGGCCAUGGAUUUUUUUCAGAAUCCUUGCCCAAAGGUACUGCAACCUGGCCAGAGGAAAAGCUUCCUCCUCCAAACUCAUUGGUAGUGUCUUCUGCAAUGUGUAAAUCUCAAUACAGGUUGCUUAAGACAUCUUGCCAGAGUGCACUGGGUUCUUCUCACGCAUGGGGCCUUGUAAUUGUAACUGCUGGCUGGGAUGGACGGAUCAGAUCAUUCCAAAAUUAUGGAUUACCAAUCCAGCUUUAACUUAUUGAGGAGAUGACUUCCGAAUUUUGCUAUUUGAUUUUGGCCAAAACAGGGGUUACAUCACACAUCUUGAAGCUUUUGUCUGUUCAGACGUGGGGCUAAAAUGAUUGAUGAUUGGUUGAUUUCCUGUUUGUGUAUGAGUGGGUUUAAGGUACAUCCACAUCGAUAUCAGGACGUGGCGUUGAAUGGAAUACAUGUAUUCUGAUCUGAUGUCAAAGCCAUCCUUUUUCUUUAGCAGGCCAGCCAAGGUUCUCAGGUGUGUUAUACUGGAAUCAAAUCAUAGUUGUAGUCAAAAUUCUUUUCCUGUGCUUUAGUUCUGCCGGAUGUUGAGAAGUGGCCGGUUGUAUCUAACUGGAUCAAAUAUCCUGUUUAAAGAUACCAUUCUUUAAUUUGUUGAAAUUGAAAAUCUAAAUUAGAGGGUCAUGCCAAAGAGUCCCAUUUGAGGUUUUGUAUAUUGCUGUACAACUGGAGAUGUUCUGUGGGGUCUUUUGGAGACUCAACUUUUAGAGUGCACAAGGAGGAAAAUUAUAGCUGGUGGUCAGGAGUUACUCUGGAAAAAAAGUGGGGCUCUUUUCCUCUCAUGAUUUUUUGGUAGUUGAAUGAUUGGCAGCCAUGGUGCAGUAAGAGCUUUGGACCAUUCUGGCCGCUGCUUGCAUCCUCUGAGUGGAUGGGGUCAUUGUCAAAUGACUGGUCGGUCAAUUUCCACUUUCCAGUGAUAAGCUGCAUUUGGGUUGUUGUUCUAGUGCCACCAAGCCAAGCUAAGUCUUUUGUGUUCUACCUGGAAGAGCUAUUUGGUCUACGAAAGGUUGGCUUGUGAGCCUCAAUCCCAUGUGAUGCCAGGUAAAAUCUUAGUUGUCAUAAUUAAUUCGCAAGCUUUGUAUUUAAUUUUUGAUACCCUUGGAACCAAUUGCAAGGGUUGAUUAUAGAAAAGAAAAAUUUGCAUAUAGAGGAUCUGAAUCUUUUUUGUUUUUUUGAAAAAGGAUCCGAUGUAUGAUUGCAAGUGUAGUGUGCUUCUGAGAAAAUGAAAAAAAAAAAUUACACUA